This is a messenger RNA of Acanthaster planci (crown-of-thorns starfish), 5083 nucleotides long. Its product is annotated as adhesion G protein-coupled receptor G2-like. NCBI's taxonomy places the organism in Eukaryota, Metazoa, Echinodermata, Asteroidea, Valvatida, Acanthasteridae. Gene Ontology annotation, cellular component: membrane. Gene Ontology annotation, molecular function: G protein-coupled receptor activity. The record is from RefSeq and is a predicted model, not a curated record. Gene Ontology annotation, biological process: G protein-coupled receptor signaling pathway; cell surface receptor signaling pathway.
GCCCGUGAUGCCAACCAGCAGCGCGUCUCCCUUUGAGCUCAUCGCAAGUUACUGGAAAAUUUGCAGAUAAAACCUCGACAGACUCAAAGGCGUCCCUUUCGGGUCUAACUGAAAAAAAAAACAGGAUGGAAAGCAGGCCUCGAAAUUUGGUUCACCGCGGUGCCGUGGUGACAUCUCUGUUACUAAUGACGGUCUUCGUAGGGACGGACUCCCAGGACGUGUGUCAGAGCGGCACUGGGCCCGGUGGCAGCGGGACCCGGUGUAACUGCCAGCAGGUGGAGCCGGACGCGGCGUUCAACAUCGACUGCACCGGUCGAUCACUGACGGACAUCCCCACUAUACCGGUCAACACCGCAGUGUUAGAUCUGACUAAUAACAACAUCCAGCUAAUCCGAGAACAACAUUUUCGGCGUCUGGAUACGUUACAGAAAUUAAUACUUACAGGUAACCCGCUCGAAUGCGGCUGCAACUUGACCGAUUUCAAAAGCUGGAUCAUCAACCUCGAGAGCGUGAGUGCUCAGAUCGUUGAGGGUGCCGUGUGCGGGGACGACAGGUACAGCGGUAGAGCGGUAGUAGACGCCACGUUUUGCUUUAAGAACCGUCUGUGCCACACUUGCCUCAACGCUGUUGACAGUAGUGAAUGCACUACACGCACGUGCUUUCCUGAAGACGCCUGCCAAAAUGAGGUGGCCUACGCUGUGGAUGGAAGCGUCUCGAUGAAUAAAUCCUGUGUUGUCAUGAUGAACUGUCAAAGGGCCGCUUCGUCCGUUAACCAGGCCCAAUGCCGACAGACUGACGGCGGGGCCUCGCGGUGCAUUUACUGCUGUCAGAGCGACGGAUGCAAUCAAGAGCUCAACACCAUCAACGAUACUUACGUCUUUCCUUUUCGGAAGCCGCUGGUUAUCACAACUGCAGCACCAAGCACAACAGAUACGAGCCACGUCACCACCGAUUCUCCGAUGACAAGUUUCCCCGUGACGACACACAACUGGGUAACCAUGCAAACACACACCACGGGAAGGACUCCGACACCUCUGCUAGAAACACACCCAGGGACGGAUAGCGUGGUCGCGUCAUCAGACCCCGUUUCAACAAGCCGAUUGCUGUACACAGGUACUGGAUCCCACACUUCAACGUCCUUCCCAGAAACCGCAUCUUGGCGCACAGAGAACAAGGUUCAAACUUCGGCAGCUUACAUGACAAAGGAAGCGUCGUCUGCUGGAACCGAAUCCCCAACUACGCCGCCCUUCUUGGGAACUGACACUGCGCCGACGGAAAUCAUGCUGGAGACCUCAGAACCCUUUUCAACAACUGGGACAGCCACGUUUGGAACCCAUCUUAGCGCAUCUUCGGGACACCUUUCAACUGACACUUCCCACACAGACAUCGGACAUCAGACGACUCCUUCAAUCUCAACAGAUUUUGAACAAACUAACAGCUGGCGGUCUCCAACAGAAUGGACAGACAACAAACCUCAAACAGCCACUGCCACCUCACCAUCCGCUCAUUUUACCUUUACAGACAGGGGAUUGCAGUCGACCGACAACAGUCUGGUGAGCGAAACUCAACCGACAGACAGUGGACGGGACACCCCACCACCAUACCAGGUAACUUCGGAGACACCCCUAGGAACUGCAGCAUCGUCCCCGUCCACGUCACAACCCACCACGGAGUCUAAAUCAUCGUCACCCAGCAGUGAGGUUCCUCCAAGCCACAUGUGCCCGGAAGAGGUGACAGAGGGCGACACAGGUGUCGUCACGUGGCCGGCACUAAUUGCCAACCGGACUGCUGUCGUCCCUUGCCCGUACCCGUCCCUCACGGAUCCGGAGACCGACCGAUACGCUCGUAGAACGUGUUUUGGGUAUGCCAGCAUAGGCUGGGUCAUCUGGGAAGAACCGGACAUGAGUGAAUGUCCCACCGCAUCGGGAGCCCUGGAGGAACUUAUCCGCAUAAACAUCACAUACGAUAAUGUGCUAGACGUUUCUGAUCAGCUUAAAAAUGUGACGUCAUACGCCCCGGCACUAACAGCUGAUGAUGUGGCGGUCGUUGUGGAUGCCCUCAAGAGCCUGCUGGAGGCCCUCAUCCGGUACCCUGAGAAAGGUCAGGAGAUCUUCCUGGAUGCCAUGGUAACGGCCAAUCAGAUGACGUCAGUGAAGUUCGAAAAACUUGUGGAGAGUCAGAAAAUAAACCGCACAACGAGCAGGCUUUUGCAACUCAUCGAUGAAAUAGCGCUCCACGUCCCCUUACUGAACACAUCAACGUUGACGUCGGAGUCACGUGCUUUCGACGUCAUCAUUCUCGAUGUCGCUGAUCAGUCAAUCGAUAGUCUGCUUUUCGGUGGUUUAUUGGAGAAUAACAAUGUGAAGCCCUUCGUUGUCUUGAACGGAAGUGCCCCAGAGAACGCGACAGACCUCAUAGGAUCAGUGCUUCUUCCACCAAGCCUCCUCCACAUACUUGGAGACCAACUGAGCAGGACACAGUUUUUGUUGUACCAAGACACAACAUACUUCAACGUGGUCACAACAUCGGUGGAGCACCCCUUUGGUGAUUUGAAACCGGCCCCAGAGGGCGCUGUCACGCUGCUGAGCAGCGCCGUCAUAUCAGCGGGCAUGGGCAACCUGUCUGUCGUUGAUUUACGAGAGCCAAUCUUGAUGCAACUGAAGAGGACUCACACAGAAGCUAAAAACCCGCAGUGCGCUUACUGGGAUACAGCAGCCAAUGAUAAACAAGGCGGCUGGUCGACAAAAGGCUGCGAGGUGAACUUUGACCUGUCGGACUCGACGUCUGUCGUCUGCGAAUGCAACCACCUCACCAACUUCGCAAUGUUGAUGGACGUAUACAAUAGUGGUGAGCCGGAUCCCGUCCAUUCGAAGAUACUUGCCAUCAUUUCUUAUAUUGGCUGCAGCCUUUCAAUUUUGGCUCUCACGUUAGCUAUCGCAACGUUGGGAUGCUGCGGAGAAGAGCCAAAAUACCGAGUCACUGGAAGCGGCUCCCUCAACAUGGGCACCAAUGGCAAAGCCCGGGCCGACCGCCACACCAACAUCCUGAUCCAUCUGUCUGUCGGGCUCAUCCUGUCCGAUGUCUCCUUCCUGCUGAACACGGUGGCCGUGGAACUGGAGCUCGGCCGGCACAUGUGCGUGGGCAUGGCGGUGGUCACCCACUACAGCCUCCUGGCCGCCAUGGCUUGGAUGGCACUGGAGGCCUUCAACAUGUACCUGGCCCUGGUGCUUGUCUUCGACAAGUACUACUCGCGAUUCAUGCUGAAGAUGUGUCUUUUUGGAUGGGGUGCUCCUGUUAUUAUAGUGGCUACGACCCUCUCGAUAAAUUUCCCUGACCACUAUGGCCUGUUUAAUGGCAUAUGCUGGCUAGCCCGGAUCCCUUUUCUCGCCUCAUUCCUCGCCCCCGUCUGCACCGUCCUCCUCUUCAACCUGGUCGUUUUCGUGGCGGUAACCUGGCAGCUCUGCAAGAUGCGCAGGCGCAACAUCAGCCAAUCGCGCCGCCGGUUCGACCUGGCAGCCCAGUUCAAGGCAUCGGCCAGCAUCACCUUCCUCUUCGGCCUGACCUGGUCCUUCGCCCUCUUCGGCAUCGGUGAGGCCAACCUGGCCUUCAGCUACCUCUUUGCCAUCUUCAACAGCGCGCAGGGGUUCAACAUCUUCGUGUUGCAGUGCCUCCUCAAGCCAACAAUCCGCCAGCGCUGGAUGAGGGUGCUCCGAUGGCAACGGGAGGACAUAAAUGGCUCCUCCAAAUCGUCCAGCGCCAAAGAUACUAACAACGUAGAGCUGUUCAAGGUGAAGGGUGACGGUGGAGGCCACACAAAUGGGCGAUUAUAGUGGUUGGAAAAAGGGGAAGUGUAAAUGAAGCUUGAAGGACAUCAGCUUAAAGUGAUGGUAUCUGUGCAAAACCGUAUGGUGACACUUCGAAAUUUUCUCAUCAUGUAAAACCUAUCAGGGGUUUCCAAUUUCAUGGGAGACUUGAGACGCUUGGUGACAGCAGACAAACUGGUCCUUUAGUUCGGAUUACAUGUUCAUAGUCGUGCAUGUGCUCAGAACUACACGAGGUAUACGCAGCAUUGCGCCGCAUGCCCAGAGCCGGGAAAAAGUAGAGUUCAUACUGCUAUGGAGAAAAAAAGAUCAGUAUCUCUUUCAGCCCGUUGUGAACCACGGCAAUUAUGGAUUCUACCUGCUCAUAUAUUCAAUAAAAUAUAAAGCUUUAUGUCGAUUCUGAUAUCAAGAGCUUCGAAAUCAAGCGGGCACGAGAUGUUGGCAGUACCUACAUGCAUUUCAAUAAUUUAUACCAGCAGAAAUCAUUUGCCUUAUCUCGUUGACCUUUUACAACUAUCUGUGACUUUGAAAAUUAUUUAUUACUCUAAUGAUAAUCUCCGUGAUCUAUAUGUUGCUUCACUUUCGAUAUGAAAUGGGGGUCAGGGUGAUAAUAAUUAUAUUAAAUAUGAAAAAUGGUUGUUUUAUCAAUGAAUCUUUUACACAGAAGCUCUUGCUUUGCUUAACUUUGCUAAUACACUAAUCCGGUGUCCAGCGUUUUGGAAGUGACACCCAUGUAUGUCUGCAUGAAGUUGGAGGAACGGUGCCGGUGCAGUCCCAUUUGUGAAACGCAUUGUUAACGUACGUUUACCACCUGGCCACUAGCACGUUAUCCAUAGGAUCGAUCAUAUUGAAACUGAAAGCGAGAUUAACUGUUCUGAUACCAUCCAAAUCAACAGUUUACACUAUGAGAUAGAUUCAAGGAACAAGAUUUUAAAAUGGCUCUCUUGUGAAUAAGGUUUUGGAUUUGCCCGAAACUUAUGAAGCAGCCAAAUACCUCGGUGAUCCUUUGAGUAUUCCAUUUCUCCUGAGGCUUUCCUCAGGAAAAUAGAAUUCACCAUGAAUCACCUCGGGAGGCUAUAGUUUAUUGCACCACUCGAAGCUGUCAAAUUUUGUAUACUGUAUUAUUUUAGGCUAUCAGAAUCUAUUAGUCAAGCUUGCGUGCUUGCUGAAAUUACCUACUAGUUGAUUAGAUAUGUUUUUGUUAAUAAUGUGAGUAAUGAAUGAGUUAAUUCUUUACUGAAAUAAAAGCGCAGAAUAGUUUU